AUGUUACUUUGGCCAAUCAAUCCACCAAGUCAAUUUAAAAUACCUUCAAGAUCUAGUAAAUUAAAUAAUGAAGACUUCAAUGACAACCAUAUAUUGGAUAUUCUAAUUAUACCGUUUGCAAAUAUCGUUGUUAUUUUAACACCUAGCAGAGUAUUGAUCUAUAAUUUAAAACCAAUAGCUCUGGUUGCAGUACAAGAAAGAACACAAGCUUCAAUUGAUGAAUUCGGACUAAAUAUAUCACUAAAGUCGUCUAAUGCAUUUCAAUAUACUUCUAAUAAAUUUUCUUUAGAUUAUCAGAAUGAUACGUCCUUAGCGAAUCCUGGAAAACUAGUAUUUUAUGUUACAACAGAGAAACAUUUUUUACUUACUUAUCAAAUAUUGAAAAACUCUACACCUAUCACAAUUUUUAGGGAUUACGGUUUACCUGUAACUGAUCCUUCUAAGGUAAUUGAAAAUGUAUCAGAAGAAUAUGACGAUAAUUUGGAUGAUGAUACUUUAACAGUUUUUGAAACAAACAGGUCUUCCAAGAUUAUUCAGAAUGGUCUGGUGGCAUGUAAGGAGAAAUCGUUAUUGCAAAGAAUUAUGAACAAUCAAGAUAAUAGUGAUGAACUCCCAGUGAAAAGAGUUGAACUUCGUCUUAAGAUUAUACUAAAAUUUGAUUUUAACCUUAUUGAUGUUUUCGGAUUUAAGAAAUUCACUAGUAUUAAAGAGGGGAGGUAUGAAGAAAAUUUAAUAAUCCUACAUGAAAAUGGAUUACAAGUGUUAAAUCUAGUAGAUUUUAAGUUUAUAGAUAGUACAUUAAUAAAAUUGUUAAAGGGUUUUAAAGUAUGUAUUUUCAAGGAAAAAAUUAUCGUAGUAUCGUAUGAUAGCGAUACACAGCAGACAAUUAUUAAUGAAAUAGAUUUUGAAAAUCUUAGAACAAAUUCUACAGUUUUAAGUGAGGAGUUAUCAAUUGUGUCAGUAUUUCAAGGUGGUUAUGGUAUAGCCCUCAUUUAUGAGAAGAAAGUAUUGAUUUUUGAUCCUAUUUUAAAUAAAGUUACCUUCCAGUUUACUGUACCGUUUUCAAUUAAAUUAUGCAAAUAUGUGAAUGAUGAUGUAUUUAUUUUUAUUUCUGCACAAAAUGAUAUUUACUUUUAUUCGAGGAAUGGGAACCAUUUAUUCUGUGCUAAUUAUGAAGAGGAUGAUCCACUUAGUGUCCCGUUAUUUCAAUAUUCUAAUUAUUCUUAUUUUCAUGAUACAUUAAUUACCACUACUGAGGAUGGACAAUAUCAGCUUUGGCAAUUAUGGAAAGAAGCAAAACAGGGUCAAUGGAAUUUUAGGACACCUGUUACUUUUAUUUUACAAAGAGAUAAUGAUAUAAUGUUAUAUUCUCCAAAAGGUGAUUCUCCAUUAAAUCAUGAUAGAUUUCCUAUCAUAAAACUGCCACUCAAAUCAUUAAAUAACUAUAUUUCCCUGAUCAGGAUUAAUGGGAACUUAAAAUUAUUGGCCACAUACAUUGCGAACAAAAAUAUUUUAUUAAUAUAUAAUCUUGAAACCAAUGUAUGGUUCAAUUAUCCUGAGAUUACUAUAAUAGAUUUACAAUGGCUUUCAAACAAUUACUUGGUGAUGAAUACGAUAAAUGAUGAUGGUAAUGCAUCUUUACAAUGUAUCCAUGUACCACUUCAAGGUGCAGAGACAAAGUCUUUGACUGAUAUGCUAGUAUGGGAAUAUAGGGUCUCAUCAUCCACAAUAAUUAAUAGUUUCCAUGUCAACACAUUAUGCAAAUUUAAACCAUUGAAAAUUAAAUCCAAAGAUCAGAAUAUGGAGUAUUUGCAAUAUGAAAAAUAUUAUAAAACUGGUGAAAUUAUUAUUGUUACAAACUCUGAAAUAAUUUUCUUCGAUGUCAUUUCUGCUAUAUAUUCUAAUGGUAUCAAUGUCUUAAAAAAAAUAUUUGAGUAUACUAAAGUUAAUAUAUCUAAUGAACCAUACUUACAAAAUAUUCAAUGGGCCAUGAAUAUCAGGGAUGACAUACUUCUAUAUACAAGUGAUAAGAUUUACAGGCUACUUAAAUUGGAAAAUGGUCACUGGCAAAACAUAGAAUUAUUACAUAAUGUUGAACGUAUUAUCGAUAUUUUGCAAAACAAGAUUUAUCUUAUAGAAUCUAAUAGGUAUACAAUAUACGAUCUGGAAGACUUAUGGGAUGAAAAAAAAGAAUUAUUGACAAUCAGUAUUGAUGAGGAUGGAUAUCCUAUCUCUGUCACACCUGAAUCAGCAAUAUUGCAUAAAUUAGAUUGUGUUUUUAACAAAGAAUUUUCCAAGCUUGUAAUUAAACAUGAUAUUUACUUGGACAAAUUGAUAAUAGCCGAGUUAGAGAGAGGUCAAACUCCAGAUUCGAUUACGUUUCAAUUCUAUGGUUUAAAACAUUAUAAGUUUGCUUUGGAGAAAAUAUUAUCCACCAAGGUUCUAGGAGAUGAAGAUUUGACUGAGAUAUUACAAUUAGUUAAGGCAUGUUCUAUUCCAAUGGGUCAAUCUAAAAAACAUCCAUAUAGUGAUAUGUUGGAGAUAAUCAGCAAUUGUUUGAGAAAAAUUGAGAUCCAAUAUUGGAGUAAACUAUUCAAUAGUCUCAAGAUGACCCCCAGGGAUCUAUUAGGGAUAUGUAUUGAGGGGAAUGAAGCUAAAACCUUGGGUGUAUUAUUGCUAGUAUUUUUAAAUUAUAACGAAACAGGUCUUAUCAAAGAUUUAACCAAGAAUAGAAAAAAUCAACCAAGUACGAAAUUACCUGAUAUUGACGAGCAUGAGGAAAGACAAGAGAAAAUUAUUGUUGAUUCUACUAUAGAUACAAACAACAAUCCAAUAUUUCAAUCAGGUAAUAAUGACUCGAUAUGCAACACGCUGACAGAUGAAGAAUUAAUGUUGCGUGUUUUAAAUGUACUUGUUACUAGUGCUGCUGCCACAGAUGAACCUAGUCGUGCAUCUGAGGCAUGGGACAUGUGUUUUCAAUUGAUUCGAUUCUUAAAAGAAUUGGAUAAACAAAAUAACACUAAUCUGGUCCAGAAGGCUCUUGAGAUGUUAUGCUAA
Molecule: messenger RNA, 3057 nt
Organism: Arxiozyma heterogenica
Lineage: Eukaryota; Fungi; Ascomycota; Saccharomycetes; Saccharomycetales; Saccharomycetaceae
Gene: RIC1
Product: Ric1p
Exons: 1
Coding region: 1-3057 (1018 amino acids)
Biological process (GO): retrograde transport, endosome to Golgi; intracellular protein transport
Cellular component (GO): Golgi membrane; cytosol; Ric1-Rgp1 guanyl-nucleotide exchange factor complex
Molecular function (GO): protein binding
Source: RefSeq, a predicted model, not a curated record